Messenger RNA from Racocetra persica, 822 nucleotides. The record is from the annotation of a GenBank genome assembly. NCBI's taxonomy places the organism in Eukaryota, Fungi, Glomeromycota, Glomeromycetes, Diversisporales, Gigasporaceae.
AUGGCAGAAAGUAUCGGUAGCCUUACAGAUGGUAUAGAUACUAUGAUAGAUGCGACAGAGGAAUUUUCACAACUUGGUGGAUGUGCAACAAAAGUGAUUGGAAUUGGAGAAACCAUUAAACCCUUUAUACCAAUAAUCACUACAAUAUCUGGUCUAAUUAAAGAGAUUAUAGAUAUAUAUGAGAAAGCACAAUUUAAUAAAAAAAUUUGUAAUUCCCUACUUGAUCGUGCAAAAUCAGCAGAAGCAGCCAUGAAUACUUUACAACGAAGAAAGCAUGAGAAUGAGGAAAAGUUCCGUAAUCAAACAUAUUAUAAUAAUUUUAUGAAAUUUAAAAAUGUUUUAGAAAAAAUUAAAAAUUUUGCGGGUGAAGUGACACAAAUUCGAGGGAUUAGCAAAUACGUUAAUGCUAGUAUUAUUAAAGAAAAAUUUUUGGAAUUGACAAGUGAUUAUGAUAAAUGUAUGGAAGAUUUACAUUUUACGUUCGUAAUUGCUCAAGAUGAACAAAGAAGAUAUGAUCAGGAAAGUUUGGAAUCAGAUCUGGCAGAAAUGAGCGAGUUUUUGAAACAAUUUAGCGAAAACGUUCAAGGCACAUUAAAGUUUGUUCAAGGAUCCUUAAAUAUUCUCCACCAGGAAGUAUCAAUCAUCAAGACCCAAUUUUGUUCGAAAGAAAAGGAACCAGCCGAUACUGAUACCCAGAUUUCAGCACCAAGAAUAGAUCCAUCAUUAUUGAAAGAUAUUGAAUCCGAAAUACCCCCAAAAGAAUCAGAGAAUUCCGGCGCUGUGAAAAAAUUCUAUACGAAAAAUGCCAUAGCUGAAAAUUAG